Messenger RNA from Carassius carassius (crucian carp), 7250 nucleotides. Its product is annotated as CAD protein-like. The transcript is spliced from 43 exons. Gene Ontology annotation, biological process: L-citrulline biosynthetic process; UTP biosynthetic process; L-glutamine metabolic process. NCBI's taxonomy places the organism in Eukaryota, Metazoa, Chordata, Actinopteri, Cypriniformes, Cyprinidae. The coding region runs from base 344 to 7036 and encodes 2230 amino acids. The record is from RefSeq and is a predicted model, not a curated record. Gene Ontology annotation, cellular component: cytosol; cytoplasm. Gene Ontology annotation, molecular function: carbamoyl-phosphate synthase (glutamine-hydrolyzing) activity; metal ion binding; aspartate carbamoyltransferase activity.
GCACGGCUCCACGCUGCUGUGAAUGGAGCACAGCGUGGACUUAUCUCUAAUUUACCAACCAUAGAUUUAACCUUUAACCCACUUAAAACAUCGCAAUCGGACAAUGAGCUUCUUCUACAUCAAGACAGCAUGAUAUUUGGCCUAGAUACCAAUAUCUAAGAUCGCAUAUAUUUAAUCCGUCUCCGGGUGAUCAUCACCUUGUGCAGCGUGCUUUUCACGUGGAAACUUCGGCGAAAAGGGAAAACGCGCCACACGGGCCAUCCAGUUCUGUUCAUAUACCUUACUAUUAAGCGCUAGAUAUUCGCUGAGAUUCUUUUUGCGUUAGGAAUACUAACAUUCAGUCAUGUUGAUGAAAACUGCAUCUUUAGUAUUGGAGGACGGGACAACAUUUAAAGGCCGUCUGUUCGGUGCCGUAUCCUCAGUGUCCGGUGAAGUUGUUUUCCAGACAGGAAUGGUGGGUUAUCCAGAGGCUCUAACAGAUCCCUCUUACAAGUCCCAAAUACUAACUCUGACAUAUCCGCUGAUUGGCAAUUAUGGUGUUCCAGAAGAUGAAGAUGGAGAGUUUGGACUCAGCAAGUGGUUUGAAUCUUCCAAAAUCCAUGCUGCAGCUCUGAUUGUUGGGGAGCUCUCUGAGAAUCCCAGUCACUGGAGCUCCGCCAAGUCUCUGGAUCAGUGGCUCCGAGAGCAAGGCAUCCCUGGACUUGAAGGAGUUGACACUCGAUGCUUGACCAAAAAGAUCAGAGAAAAGGGAACCAUGUUGGGAAAACUUGUGGUGGAAGGAACUUCUGCCAAUGACAUUCUAUUUGAUAAUCCAGACACCCGAAAUCUUGUUAAGGAAGUUUCCAUGAAAGAACCAAAAGUUUUUAAUCCAGAAGGCACAGUGAGAAUCACUGCCAUAGACUGUGGCAUCAAGUACAACCAGAUCCGUUGCCUGUGCCAGAGAGGUGCCCAGGUCACCGUUGUCCCCUGGAAUGAUCCUCUAGACAGCAAUGAGUUUGAUGGGUUGUUUAUCAGCAACGGUCCUGGCAAUCCUGAGUACUGUAAGGAGACCGUAGAGAAUAUACGGAAGGUUGCAUGUGUGGAGAAUCCCAAACCUGUCUUUGGGAUUUGUCUGGGCCAUCAGCUGCUAUCUUUGGUCAUUGGCGCAAAGACAUACAAAAUGAAGUAUGGUAAUCGUGGCCAUAACCAACCCUGCAUCCAUAAAGGAACAAAUCGCUGUUUCAUCACCUCUCAGAAUCAUGGGUUUGCUGUGGAUCCCAAAACUCUCCCAGAAGACUGGGAUGUGCUCUUCACCAACGCCAAUGACCAAACCAGUGAGGGCAUUGUUCAUAACCACAAACCACUCUUCAGUGUCCAGUUCCAUCCUGAACACAUGGCAGGCCCAACAGACCUUGUUGGUCUCUUUGAUGUGUUCCUGGAUACAGUCAAAGAUGCUAAAGAGGGCAAAACUGGAAAAUCAGUUAAGCAAAAACUAACAGAGCACCUGAUUUUCCCUGGAUCUCCUGACUUGGAAGCAUUUGUUCGACCUCGUAAAGUUCUGGUUCUAGGUUCAGGAGGGCUUUCCAUUGGACAGGCUGGAGAGUUUGACUAUUCUGGAUCUCAGGCUAUAAAAGCUCUUAAGGAAGAGAACAUCCAAACAGUUCUCAUCAACCCGAACAUUGCCACAGUACAGACCUCAAAGGGCCUGGCAGACAAAGUCUACUUCCUCCCGAUUACACCAGAGUAUGUCACACAGGUGAUAAAGAACGAGCGUCCAGAUGGGGUGUUGCUCACAUUUGGCGGUCAAACGGCUCUGAAUUGUGGUGUGGAGCUCACCAAACAAGGAGUGCUGGAAAAAUACAAAGUGCGUGUGCUUGGAACCCCAGUGGCUUCCAUAGAGAUGACUGAAGACAGAAAGAUCUUUGUGGAAAAGAUGGAGGAAAUCAAUGAGCAUGUUGCCCCCAGUGAAGCGGCCAUGUCUGUUGAACAGGCAGUUGCUGCUGCUGAAAGACUCGGCUAUCCUGUUCUUGUCCGCUCUGCAUUUGCCCUGGGUGGUUUGGGUUCAGGCUUUGCCAAUAAUAGAGAGGAAAUGAUCACACUGGUCACCCAGGCCUUUGCCCACACAUCACAAGUUCUGGUUGACAAAUCACUCAAAGGCUGGAAGGAAAUAGAGUAUGAAGUGGUGCGGGACGCCUAUGACAAUUGCGUUACGGUUUGUAAUAUGGAGAAUGUUGAUCCUCUAGGAAUCCACACUGGGGAGUCCAUAGUGGUGGCUCCCAGUCAGACACUUAAUGACUAUGAAUACAAUAUGCUGAGAAGCACUGCUAUCAAAGUUAUUCGCCACUUGGGCAUUGUGGGAGAGUGCAACAUUCAGUAUGCCCUAAAUCCUGAAUCUGAGCAGUACUACAUCAUUGAAGUCAAUGCUCGUCUCUCACGAAGCUCUGCAUUGGCCAGUAAGGCCACAGGUUACCCGCUGGCCUAUGUGGCUGCUAAGCUCAGUUUGGGAAUCCCUCUACCUGUGCUAAAGAAUUCAGUGACUAAUUCAACAACAGCCAACUUUGAGCCCAGUCUGGAUUACUGUGUGGUCAAGGUUCCUCGUUGGGAUUUGAGCAAGUUCCUCAGAGUCAGCACUAAAAUCGGCAGUUCCAUGAAGAGCGUCGGAGAAGUGAUGGCCAUCGGCCGCAGCUUUGAAGAGGCUUUCCAGAAAGCUUUGAGAAUGGUUGAUGAGAACUGUGUUGGUUUUGACCACACCAUCAAACCAGCGUCUGAAGAGGAGCUGCAGACACCCACAGACAAGCGCAUCUUUGUUCUGGCAGCUGCCCUGCGUGCCGGCUACACAGUUGAACGGCUCUAUGAGCUGACCAAGAUAGACCACUGGUUUCUGCACAAGAUGAAGAAUAUCACCAACCAUGAGAAACUUCUAGAGGCAUAUAAUAAGGAUGAGAGUGCCAUGCCGCCUGAGGUCAUGAGGAAAGCUAAACAGCUGGGCUUCUCUGACAAACAGAUCGCCCAAGCUGUGCAAAGCACUGAGCUGGCCGUCAGGAAGAUGAGACGUGACUGGAAGAUCCUUCCAGUGGUCAAACAGAUUGACACCGUGGCAGCUGAGUGGCCUGCCCAAACCAACUAUCUGUAUCUGACCUAUAACGGCUCAGAAAACGAUGUGGUUUUUGAGCAGCCCCAUGUCAUGGUGAUCGGCUCUGGGGUUUACCGCAUUGGAAGCAGUGUGGAGUUUGAUUGGUGUGCUGUUGGGUGUAUUAUUGAGCUGAGGAAGAUGGGAUACAAAACAAUUAUGGUGAACUACAACCCAGAAACGGUCAGCACAGAUUAUGAUAUGUGCGAUAGACUGUAUUUUGAUGAGAUCUCCUUUGAGGUGGUGAUGGAUAUAUAUGAGAUGGAGAACCCAGAGGGAAUUAUUCUGUCCAUGGGUGGACAGCUGCCCAACAACAUCGCCAUGUCCUUGCAUAGACAGCAGUGCAGGAUCCUGGGCACCUCACCUGAAUUCAUUGACUCUGCAGAAAACCGCUUCAAAUUCUCCAGGAUGCUGGACACCAUAGGAAUCAGUCAGCCCCGAUGGAAAGAGCUGUCUGAUACUGAGUCUGCUGUGGGUUUCUGUGAGACCGUGGGUUAUCCUUGCUUAGUGAGGCCGUCGUAUGUUCUCAGCGGGGCUGCUAUGAAUGUUGCCUACUCAGACACUGAACUGGAAAAGUACCUGAGAAAUGCUGUUGCAGUGUCAAAGGAACGCCCUGUCGUCAUCUCCAAGUUCAUUCAGGAAGCCAAGGAAAUAGAUGUGGAUGCUGUGGCCUGUGACGGAGUGGUCAUUGCCAUAGCGGUGUCUGAGCAUGUGGAGAACGCAGGGGUGCAUUCUGGAGAUGCCACUCUGGUGACUCCUCCUCAGGACAUCAACCAGAAAACCAUGGAGCGCAUUAAGAUGAUCGUUCACGCGAUCGGCCAGGAGCUUCAGGUCACUGGCCCCUUCAACCUGCAGCUCAUUGCCAAAGAUGAUCAGCUGAAGGUGAUAGAAUGCAACGUGCGAGUCUCACGCUCCUUCCCUUUUGUGUCCAAAACACUUGGUGUCGAUCUUGUUGCCCUAGCAACAAGAGUCAUAAUGGGAGAGGAAGUUGAGGCUGUUGGGCUGAUGAAGGGGAUUGGCAUUGUGGGAGUUAAGGUUCCGCAGUUCUCCUUCUCACGGCUGGCUGGAGCAGAUGUGGUUUUAGGUGUUGAGAUGACCAGCACUGGAGAAGUGGCCUGCUUCGGAGAAAACCGAUAUGAGGCCUAUCUAAAAGCCAUGCUUAGCACCGGCUUCAAAAUCCCUAAAAAGAAUAUUCUCCUCUCUAUUGGCAGUUACAAGAAUAAGAGCGAGCUCCUGCCCACAGUCCAGACUUUGGAGAGUUUGGGUUAUAACUUGUAUGCCAGUCUAGGCACCGCUGACUUCUAUACGGAACAUGGAGUCAAGGUGAUGGCAGUGGACUGGCCUUUUGAAGAGGAGAGUGACUGUCCAAAUAAGGACAAACAAAGGAACAUCAUGGACUAUCUGGAAGAGAACCAUUUUGACUUGGUCAUCAAUCUGUCCAUGAGAAACUCUGGUGGAAGACGCUUGUCCUCCUUUGUGACCAAAGGUUACCGUACUCGUCGAAUGGCCAUAGACUACUCUGUUCCACUCAUCAUCGACAUUAAGUGCACAAAGUUGUUUGUUCAGGCGCUCAGGCAAAUUGGUCAGGCUCCUCGUGUUAAGACUCAUAUAGACAGCAUGACCUCACAGAAACUCAUCCGUUUACCUGGUUUGAUUGAUGUCCAUGUGCAUCUGCGGGAGCCUGGGGCCACCCAUAAAGAGGACUUCUCCUCGGGCACGGCUGCUGCCCUGGCUGGAGGAAUCACUAUGGUGUGUGCCAUGCCCAAUACCAACCCUGCCAUCAUUGACCCCAGCUCCUUUGCUAUGGCACAGAAGCUCGCCAAGGCCGGGUGCCGCUGUGAUUAUGCUCUCUUUGUGGGGGCAUCAUCAGACAACGCUACACUACUUCCGUCCAUUGCAAGCUCUACAGCUGGUCUGAAGAUGUACUUAAAUGACACUUAUUCCACUUUGAAAAUGGACAGUGUUUCUUUGUGGAUGGAGCACUUUGAAAAGUGGCCAAAGCACUUGCCCAUUGUGGUGCAUGCAGAGAAGCAGACGGUGGCUGCAAUCUUGAUGGUGGCGCAGCUGUAUCAGCGACCCGUUCAUAUCUGCCAUGUUGCCAAGAAGGAAGAGAUUUUGAUCAUUCGAGCUGCUAAACAAAAGGGCAUCCAGGUGACUUGUGAAGUGGCACCUCACCAUCUCUUCCUGUGUGACGAUAACGUGCCUGCCAUUGGAGACGGCAGGGCACAAGUGCGGCCCAUGCUUGGUACACGUGAGGACAUGGAGGCAUUGUGGGAAAAUCUAGACAUCAUUGACUGUUUUGCAACAGACCAUGCCCCUCAUUCAGUAGAGGAGAAAAACUCUGAGAAACCACCUCCGGGUUACCCGGGUCUGGAGACUAUGCUGCCUCUGCUGCUCACGGCUGUCAGCGAGGGUCGCCUUACCAUUGAUGACGUCAUCAAGAGGCUCUAUGAAAACCCCAGUAAAAUAUUCUCUCUUCCUGCUCAAGAGGACACUUAUGUAGAGGUGGACUUGGAGCAAGAGUGGACUAUUCCAAAGCACAUGCAAUUCACCAAGUCAAAGUGGACACCAUUCGAGGGCAUGAAAGUGAAGGGGAAAGUCAUGAGGGUGGUGCUCCGAGGAGAGGUGGCCUAUAUUGAUGGACAGGUAUUGGUACCUCCAGGAUAUGGUCAGGAUGUGAAGUCAUGGGCAGCAGCCCUGGCAGGAACCACUGUGGUGAUAAAGGAUGCUUCUAAGCGUGUGAGUGAGGCAGUGACUCCUGAGCGUCUCCGUCAGGCAGCACCCGCUCAAUUGGUCCGUAGCCGUGCCCAGAGCCCACGCCGUUCAACUGGGGACGAACGCUUAAUUCUCCCACCUCGUAUCCACCGUGCAUCUGAUCCCGGUCUGCCUCCAGAAUUGGCUACCCCAGUGGAUACAUAUGCACACCCUCCUCCCCUGGCCAGGAUCCUGUCACCUCCAGCUGGGCAGCAGCAGAUCCUGCCCCACCCCCAAACCUCCCCGCUGCUGCACCCGCUGGUGGGCCAGCACAUCCUGUCCGUGCGCCAGUUCAGCAAGGAACAGAUGUCACACUUGUUCAAUGUGGCUCAUAAUCUUCGUCUGAUGGUGCAGAAAGAAAGACCCUUGGAUAUUUUGAAGGGUAAAGUCAUGGCCUCCAUGUUCUUUGAAGUGAGCACUCGCACCAGCAGUUCGUUCUCCGCAGCAAUGCACCGUCUGGGAGGGUCAGUGGUGCAUUUCAGCGAGUCCACGUCCUCCACACAGAAGGGCGAGUCUCUGGCUGAUUCGGUUAACACCAUGAGCUGCUAUGCUGAUGUCAUUGUUCUGCGCCACCCCAUACCUGGAGCUGUAGAAAGUACGGCAAGACAUUGUCGACGGCCGGUGAUCAACGCUGGUGAUGGGGUCGGAGAACAUCCCACUCAGGCCCUUCUGGAUAUCUUUACAAUCCGAGAAGAGCUGGGAACAGUCAAUGGCAUGACUAUUACCAUGGUAGGCGAUCUGAAACAUGGUCGCACUGUGCAUUCUCUGGCUAGACUUCUUACUCAGUACAGGAUCACUUUGCGCUACGUGGCCCCCAAGAACCUCAGCAUGCCUGCCGAGAUCAUCGACUUUGUGGCCUCCAAAGGCAUUAAACAGGAGGAGUUUAACAGCAUUGAAGAGGCCCUUCCAGAAACUGACGUCCUGUACAUGACCAGAAUACAGAAGGAGCGAUUCGCCUCUGAAGAGGAGUACAAAGCAUGUUUCGGCCAGUUCAUCCUCACACCACAUAUCAUGACGGGAGCCAAAAGUAAGAUGGUGGUCAUGCAUCCUCUUCCCAGAGUCAAUGAGAUCAGUGUGGAAGUGGACACGGAUCCUCGGGCUGCUUACUUCCGGCAGGCGGAGAAUGGGAUGUAUAUUCGGAUGGCGCUGCUGGCUACUGUGCUGGGUCGGUGAAGGGAUCAUCUUAGUCUAUUUUUGGACAUCAGUGAAGGGAAAUGUUUUGUUUGCAACAUACUGAUUCCAUGAUUGGUGUCUGUGUGCUCUCCAUAUAGUUCCAGAUGGUGAGAGAGUACCCAGAUUUAUUGUUCUUUUCAGUACUGACUGCAAAAAAAAUUCCAUAUAUUGAGUAUUUGAUUUUAAACAUGACCAUUAAAGCAACCACAAACUA